AUGUCGAACCUAUCUGGCCAUUGCAACUGCGGAGCUAUUAAAGUCACCAUCCCAGGCGACUCGAUCCAAGGCCUCUGUCACUGUACCAGCUGCAGGCGUUCGUCAGGCUCGAUCUGCUCCGGCAAUUUUGUCGUCCAAAAGAAGGAUCUCCAGAUUGCGGGCGAGCCGAAAGUCUAUACGGCCAAGGGAUCUUCGGGGAACGACACCUAUCGCUAUUUCUGCGGGACAUGCGGAUCCGCGAUCUACACUGGCCUUGAGGCUGGCGAUCCCAACUUUGUCAAGACAGGCCUCUUCAAUCCCGGUGAUGUCCCGGCGCCAAAGAUGGAGCUGUUCUGCCGGAACAUGGAGUCGUGGGAGAAGGUCCACGAGGGUGCAGAGCGUAAAGAGGAACAGUAG
Messenger RNA from Dioszegia hungarica, 396 nucleotides. RefSeq names its product Mss4-like protein. Lineage: Eukaryota; Fungi; Basidiomycota; Tremellomycetes; Tremellales; Bulleribasidiaceae. Gene Ontology annotation, molecular function: carbon-sulfur lyase activity. The coding region runs from base 1 to 396 and encodes 131 amino acids. The record is from RefSeq and is a predicted model, not a curated record. The transcript has 5 exons.